This is a messenger RNA of Mustela erminea (ermine), 2722 nucleotides long. It is a transcript of the gene SLC39A11, whose product is annotated as solute carrier family 39 member 11. Lineage: Eukaryota; Metazoa; Chordata; Mammalia; Carnivora; Mustelidae. Gene Ontology annotation, biological process: zinc ion transmembrane transport. The record is from RefSeq and is a predicted model, not a curated record. Gene Ontology annotation, molecular function: zinc ion transmembrane transporter activity. The transcript has 10 exons. Gene Ontology annotation, cellular component: membrane. The coding region runs from base 122 to 1147 and encodes 341 amino acids.
AGGGACACGUGUGCGGGGAGGGAAGCAGGAAGUGACUUCGGGAGUGGAGCCGGCGAGCCAGCGGCUGCGGGGCUGAUGGAAGUGGAGUGGGGGCUUGAGAGGGCACCGUACCGUCUCCAGCAUGCUGCAAGGCCACAGCUCUGUGCUCCAGGCGCUCCUGGGAACCUUCUUCACCUGGGGCCUGACGGCAGCCGGGGCAGCUCUCGUGUUCGUGUUCUCUAGUGGACAGAGGCGGAUCUUGGAUGGAAGUCUUGGCUUUGCCGCGGGGGUCAUGUUAGCGGCUUCCUAUUGGUCUCUCCUGGCCCCGGCUGUCGAGAUGGCCACGUCCUCUGGGGGCUUUGGUUCCUUUGCCUUCUUCCCUGUGGCCGUUGGGUUCACGCUCGGAGCUGCUUUUGUCUACCUGGCUGACCUCCUGAUGCCUCACCUGGGUGCAGCAGAAGAUCCCCCGACGGCCCUGGCACUGAACUUCACCCCCGCGUCGCUGAAGAAGUCUGACACUGAGGGUCCCCGGCUGCUCUUCCCUGAGAGUGAACUUUCCAUCCGGAUAGGUAGAGCUGGGCUCCUUUCAGACAAGAGCGAGAAUGGCGAGGCCUAUCAGAGGAAGAAGGCGGUGGCCACCGGCCUUCCUGAGGGCCCCGCCGCCCCAGCGCCUCCUCGAGGGAACCCGGUGCAGCCCGGCAGCGGCAGCUGGAGGAGGAUCGCGCUGCUCAUCUUGGCCAUCACCAUCCACAACAUUCCAGAGGGUCUCGCUGUCGGCGUUGGAUUUGGGGCCAUAGGGAAGACAGCAUCUGCCACCUUCGAGAGUGCCAGGAAUUUAGCCAUUGGAAUCGGGAUCCAGAACUUCCCAGAGGGCCUGGCUGUCAGCCUCCCCUUGCGAGGGGCUGGCUUCUCCCCCUGGAGAGCCUUCUGGUACGGGCAGCUGAGCGGCAUGGUGGAGCCGCUGGCCGGGGUCUUCGGUGCCUUUGCCGUGGUGCUGGCUGAGCCCCUUCUGCCCUACGCCCUGGCCUUUGCUGCUGGCGCCAUGGUCUACGUGGUCAUGGACGACAUCAUCCCCGAGGCUCAGAUCAGUGGUAACGGGAAACUGGCCUCCUGGGCCUCCAUCCUUGGAUUCGUGGUGAUGAUGUCCCUCGACGUUGGCCUGGGCUAGGGCUGAGAGGCUUCGGACCCCAGGAAAAGCGGUGCCAGGAAACCACAAUGGUUGGCUUCAGUGAGACUACAAGCCUCUUUCUCUACAUUAAAACACUUUUCCUUUCUCGCCUUUUCAUCUCAUUAUCCUGAUUGACUCUGAUGAUCAUAAGAUAAUUUUUACUGUUCUUUGGAGGGAGAUCUUGGUUUUAUUUAGAAUGUCAGGGUGUCAUGGAACUCCAGAUUUUUGUUCGGCCACUGCAUAGAACCUUUCUUCAGUGGGAUUAUCAAGGACACACAGAUCAAGGAAGUCUCCGCUGUCCCACCCUCGGUCUUCUUGCUGGGCUCAGUGGUAGCUCCUCCAGGUCACCACCGGCAAGAGCAAACAAGCCACCAGGAGAGAAGCCUCCUAAGCAGUUUUGCCUCGUGACUCGGAGCAGUAUGGCCAGGACAUCUCUCCUCUGUUCCUCCUGAUCAUCUACUUAUGAGACCGGAACUAGAACGUCAUGGACCGAGCAACCCACGCUCCAAGACCCAGCUAGCCCAAGAGGAAUAUGCCUUUCCUCUCCGUCCCACGAGGGAGAUGCUGUAUGGGAGAGGACACAGACAAAGGGAAGGAAAUAAGUUAGUCUUUCUUUCUUCUUUACAUUUUCUUAAGGCAAAGAUUGACACUAUUGAUGUUAAGGGAAUUAGGGAAUUCAGACAACUAUGAACUAUGAUCAGAGACCUCUGCUUUCUACAGAUUCCGGAACAAAAGGGUUUGUUAUGGUGUCCAAAUCCUCUAGACAUUUAUUUUGGUAAGUUUAUAGCCUUCAGUUUUCCCAGAGACUUGGGGACAUCAGCGGACGGCUGGAACUGAGACCCUCAGGUAGUUAUGGAUCGAGCCACUUAAGCUAACAUUUGGAAUCUGCCCUAGGUCCUUCCCUGUUGACCAUGUGACUUGCACCUGACCGUGAACCCUUAGGCUGUCACAGGCUUUGCUGGAGUUUGGCCCAAUUGUUUAGGAUGAAGAAGGAAGAAGGUGUCAGAAGAAAAAGAUUUUUUUUACAUUCCCCUUGUAGGGUAAACCCUAGCCAAGUCAUCAUCCUGAAAUGACUCUAAAGGAUGACUUGAACUAGACCAGAAGCUAGUCUGCUCCUUCCUACAUGUAGUUUCUCCAACAGGGGUGAUAAAUUUGUCUGCUUCAAACAGAGCGAAGGCCUGCCGUCCUCGUUGGUCAGAGGAGCAUGUGGGACCUCGAGUGGGCUCUGCCAGCCAGCCAGGCAGCCCAAGACCCAGGCGUUCGGGUGUUGUGUUUAUCAAUGCCAGCCCUCUGAGUUUACAUGUUGAAUUGCUUCCAAGGGUGAAUUCCCUGCUCUGUGAAUGCUCUGAGACCUCAAAGGCCAACCUUAUGCUGGGCGUGGGUAUGUUCUUCUGGAGCACUGAUGAUCACAAUGGAAGACACCUUCAGAGGUUCUGAUUGGUUGAAAUGAAUGGGUUUGUUGGUUGGUGUUUGAGUAUGUUUAUGUCAUGUAUGUAGUUCUACAUAAUGCAGACUUUCUGAUGGACAAGACCUCAUAACUGUGAUUAAUAUCAAUAAAGGGGAUGUUGUGAAUGA